Eriocheir sinensis (Chinese mitten crab) is the source of this 1285-nucleotide messenger RNA. RefSeq lists its product as uncharacterized. The record is from RefSeq and is a predicted model, not a curated record. Lineage: Eukaryota; Metazoa; Arthropoda; Malacostraca; Decapoda; Varunidae. The coding region runs from base 94 to 447 and encodes 117 amino acids. The transcript has 3 exons.
ACGUAUCUCACCAUCUACAAUAAAAAUAUAAUUUCGUUUCAGGAUAAAGACUUCUCAUGGCUUCUGAGGCUGUUUGGGCUGAAAAAAGAUCAAAUGCCGCAGAGCUUCGAUGACACAGAGUCUUGGGGGCGGGAAAGCAGACACCUGUUAGAGCAGGCAAACCAGGCCGACGCUCUCUUGCAGCUCAAACUCCUUUCAUUGGUGCAUGGGCGCGAGCUCACGACGUAUCGUAAGGCCUACUAUGUGAACAAGGACGGGGUGCUGAGGAGCUCCACUGCCCCCCGCCUGUCCGAUGACCCGUUCCUGAACACCGGCGUGCUGGUGAUAGGGCAGCCGUGUUCCCUGGGCCGCGGCAUCGACCACCUCCCCGCGUCCCUGGUGCUGCUCCCAGACUCCCAGACUCCUGUGGUUGACAUGCACCAGAGGGUAAGCCGCUCUUCACACUAACCUGAACACAUAUAUCUUGCUAUAUUUUUCCUUUCAAUGUUAGCAGCCGCUUUUAAGCGAUAUGGUAUUGUUAACGAUUGGGUGUGUGCUAUUGCCCCCCAAAAAUAGAAAUUUACUUUUACAUUAGGGGAUGAAAAAAGAAAUUGUUUCCCUUCGCUGGAAUCUCCAUCCUAGGAAAUUUCAAUGUUCACCACCAGCUCUGGCUUUCAUCCUAGCUCCUUCACUGACCAGACUAGUAAUCAAGCAUACAACUUUGCUCUCCUCAGUGACCUUGAGCAGUUGGUUAAACAUUCUACUCUUAUUCCCGACCGUCUUGGAGAGACGCCCAAUAUUCCAAACCUCUUCAUAAUCUCUCAUCCUUCACCUUUCUCUGUCAAGCUGUUCUCUCCGUUUGGGUCCUACGAUCACAACCUUAUUUCAGUAUUCUGUCCUAUCGCUCCUGUACAGCAUCUGGACCCACCGAAGAGGCGGUUCUUCUGGCAUUUUGCUUCAGCUCGGUGGGACGACUUGAGGAUAUACCUUUCAGAUUUCUCUUGGAAUGAUUACUGCUUCCAGGAGAGAGACCCCUCUGUGUGUGCCCAGCGCAACACUGAGGUGAUUGUCUCUCUUUCAUAAAUAGAAAAUGUCGCAACCUUGCUUUUUCUAAUUCUUCCAGAGACUUAUGGCACCUAGCCAAAAAUAUCUCCUCCAAGUUCACUACUUUCUUUCUCACCUUUCCUUAAUCCUGACAGCAGCACUGCCGUACCAUCUAUCUCUAUCUUCGCUCAAACUUUCUCUAAAAACUCCACUUGAGACGAUUAUGGGCAUAUUCCUCCUACUCAUGGUCCCUCUGACUCUA